This is a messenger RNA of Physcomitrium patens, 9044 nucleotides long. RefSeq lists its product as uncharacterized. The record is from RefSeq and is a predicted model, not a curated record. NCBI's taxonomy places the organism in Eukaryota, Viridiplantae, Streptophyta, Bryopsida, Funariales, Funariaceae.
CGUUUGGGUACCCGAAUUGCGACUCCCUUGCCCCCUCGGUCUUGUCAUUCCUGACCACAGUUUCCAGUGAAUCGUGGAGGGGGGGGGGAGGGGGUGAUUUUUGUGGAGCGAUGACCCUGGUGCCAUGACUUGGACUUGGAUGAGCCCAACGAAUGCAUUGAUUGUGGAUUAGUGGCAGAAGAACUGGGUUGAUAUUGCUGCUUUCCUUGCUCGAUGUCUUGCUAGGAAGAGUUUUGGUCGCUGGUGCGUGGUGAGGAGCUCUGUAGGACGUUUCAACUUCGGUUUUGAAUGUGCGCUGGAGCGCGGGUUAAGAGACGCUUGAAGAGCAAACCCUGUCUUGGGGUGAGAGGAGAGAUGGUUAGAUCGACGCCAGGGUUUGAUUGGAGGUGCAGGGAACGAGAGUAGGGAGGCGGGUGGAGUGACCGGGGAAGAACAAGCCCGUUGGAGCGGAGAUGGUGCGAGUGUGGGAGAUAGAUCAUGUGGAUGCAGAGUGCACUACGAUGCAGGGCAGGAUAUGGGCAUGGACAAAAGUAGGUGCCACUGAGUUGUAGAGGUGCUGGCUGAGUGAGGAGGUUAGAAAAUACUGGUGUUUGGAGAGGGAAGACUGUAUGCAGCUUGGUGAGUUGGCGUCCCAACUUGAUGGUUGACAAACGGAGAAACGGAGGAUUCUUCUUGUUUUCACAGGGAAGGAGGGUGCGUCGCUUCAAAAGAAUAACUCGGGAAGGUCACUGUUGGUCGAUGUUUGGUUGGGUAGUUUGGAAACCCCAGUGUACGUGUGAAGAAGAAAACAUUCCAGAUUGGCCGCGCCUUGUGCAGCAUGUAGAAAGCGGGUCCAAUGUCUGUGCGGGGGCGCUUUGUUGCGUAGGAUUAACGUGGUUGGAGAGGGCAGAUGUAUAGUCCUGGUAGGGGUGAUGCCCGUGCAACUGCGCUGCCCAAUGCUCGCGACUCAUCGACUUCCAUGCCUAUCGAUCACGCAUCAGCGUGGCACAGAGAGCCUUACAACCGGGACGCGAGGUUAGAUAGAGGUGACAGGGAGAGGAUUAUCGGAGGGAAGAGGGAGUGGAAUUCGGACAGAGCUUCGUUUGGAGCGCCUUAUCCCAGAGCCUUCGGUGGGCUGCACCCUGUGAACGGGAGCCUUGGACCUCCGAACAAGCGUCGGCUGAACGGGCGACACACCGGGUUUCACAACGAGGGCGGGCGGUAUGUGUCACCAGGACAUCGAGGGGAGCCGCCGUUCGGGUCCGUGGGCCCUGUGGAGAACGGGUUAGGACGGAAGUUUGACAGAGAGUCGUUCUAUCCAGGAUCAGGAUGUCCUGUCGGGGGUUCGGGGUUCGGCAACGGUGUGGGCGUGGACCAGCGUGCGAAGGAAUUGGAGGAGAGGCACAAGAAGGAACCUUUUCUGCUGUUGAGAGACGGCAGGGACGGCGGGAGCUGUGGCGGAAUCGAGCAUGGCGUGCGUUCGUUUCCUUCUCAAGCGGUGUGUGAGGCAGAGAAGAGUUGUUGGGAGAGGGAGAGAUCGAAAGGAGCGGUGGGUAAUGGUUGGGAGUCGUCGCAGAAAUUGCAGCGAGAUCUUCGUGAGAGGGUGGGCGGAAAGGCGGAGGGUUACAGCAGAAGGGAGGGGAAGUUGUCCCAGCACGACGGAGGAAGGGAGUGGUCGCAGGCGGACAAGGAGUUGGAGGGGCGUAGAGUGGACGGGUACGGGAGUAGCAGUCGGGACGGUUUGACGGGUGACGGCGUGGGUGGAAUCAAGGAGGCAGUGGGUGGGUGUGAGUGGAGGCGGAAGGAGAGGUCGAGUUCCGUGAGUGCAUCCCGAAGCGGUAGUUAUGUUGCAAGUAGCGGGACCGCGAAGGGGCCCGUGGGGAGACCCCAGGCGCUGGACGUGUCCGGGAGCGCGUCGUCGCCACAGGUUUCACCCCAUUCGACAGCUUCGCCAGGGGUGCAGGAAGCGAGUCGCGAUGAUGGGAGCCAACCGUCUCCGCCGAAACGGCCUCGGCUGGGGUGGGGUCAAGGACUUGCAAAGUACGAGAAGAAGAAGGUUGUGGAGACGGAUGAGGUUGGGGUGUCCGCAUCGGGAGGCAGCGUGUCGGGAAGGGAAAGAUCGAGUGUAAGUGGCGCAACGACGGAAGUGGUGCAGACGCAGGAGUCGCAGGCAGCAGAGGAAAGCCCCGUGUCUGUUGUGUCGAAUCUGAGCACAUUGCCUCCGCUGACGCCGUCAGCAUCACCUUCGCAGCAGGCAGCGGAAGUUGUGUCGAAGGCGAUGGUGGAGUGUGACGGAGUGGAGCAAGAGGUAGUAGGCAAGGUAUGCGAGAGAGUGGCAGCAGAAGCGGAGGCGGGCGGUUGGAUUUCGAAGCCUGAGGGUGUGGUGGCGGAUGAUGUUGAGAAAAGAGGUAACAUGCGUGCGGUGACAGAAUGCGGGUUGGAAGAGAGCGUGAGACAAGGUGAAUGCUGUGAGGCGUUGGGUUUGAAGGAGUCGAUGGAGUGCCAAGCGUCACCGAAAGUGCGUGGGUCAGUUGAGCACUGCGGCGGUGUGGAGGUGGGUGGUGAGGUCGGUGUGAGUGACGCUGGUUCGAGAUGGGCGAAGGAGGAUAUACUGCUGAGAGUGGAGAAAGUUGAGUAUGAGAUCGAGGAGGUCGAAAGGGAACUAGCGAAGGCGGAGAAGGUUGGGAGUGACAGGAGGGCAGCGGGUGAAUGGGUUGCGGGAGUGGUUGGUGAUGAGGGGAGUGCUGGCGUGGACGGUGUUGUGAAAGUGGAGGAUGGAAUUGAUGACGGUGAAGCUAUGGACGUGGAUGCAGCAGAGGUCCAUCCGGGAAGGGUUGACAGUCGAGAAAGUGGCGAGGCGAUGCAGGUUGCGUGUUCUGGUCGGAAUUGGUCAGGAGGAGAGGAAUGCGGAAAUGGGAGAUGGGGAAGCGACGGAGCUGGAGCAGCCGGGAAUGUUGGGGAGCGAGUCGGGGGCGGCGUGAGUGAGGGUGGACACGGAGGAUCGGUGGACGAUGGAGGAGUUCUGGAGGAAGGUGAGUUGGGUGAAGAGAAGCAAGAAGAGUGGACGUCGAAGCAGAUGAGUGUGGGAUUGGAGAGUGAGGGGAAUCCGGCAUACAGCCCUAGGGCAGAAACAGAGCCGGCACAGAGAGAGGAGAUGGAUGUGACAGCGGGUGUGUCAAAAUGUGGGGUUGCAGAGAAGGAGGAGGCAGAGAGAAAGGUGAUAUCGUGGGAUGUGGAGGUGGUUGCGAGAAGUUUGAUGGAGGAGAAUAAGAAGCGAGCCGAGCAGGCAAGGGAGACGUUUGUGCACCUUCUCAGGGAGGGUGUUGGCGUGGAAGGAACGUUGUACAGGUGUCCUGCGGAAGCAGGCGUAUGGAAGGAGAACGUGGAGAGGCACUAUCGGAACCAGGAGAGGAUGUUGGAGAAGAUGGGAGAGAGACGGCAGUCGUUGAGGUUUGCGGAGCAGGUAUUAGCGAUGAGGUUUCGAGCACUGAAAGAGGCGUGGAAGCAGGAGCAGGUGGGGAUGAGGCAACAGCAGAGAGGAACAAAGCCCGUGCGCAGAUGGGAGGUGGAGAAACGGAACGGGACUGCACUUCAUUGCCAUCGGUCAUCUCUGCGGUUGAGGCCCGUACAAGCAGGUAUGGAGAAAGUGGAAGCUGUGUCGGAGGAAUGCAUGAAGAAGGUGAUGGCGAAGGCAGUGGUGGGGCCGGUGAGGGGCGUGUUGAAAAUGCCGAGCAUGAUUGUGGGGCAGGAGAACAGACUGGCGCGGAGGUUUGAGAGCAAGAACGCGCUGGUGGAGGAUCCUGUUGGGAUGGAGAGGGAGCGAAAGAGCAUGAAUCCAUGGUCUUGGGAAGAGAAGAGGGUAUUUCUGGAGAAGUUCGCGGUGUACAACAAGAACUUCAGCAAGAUCGCGUCGCAUUUGGAGUUGAAAACGACGGCGGACUGUGUGGAGUUCUACUAUCGGAACCAGAAGUCGGAGGAUUUCGAGAGGAUAAGGCGGAGGCAGCAGCUGAAGAAGAGACGGGAUUAUUCUCGAGUGGGUGGAUCGUUUCUUUCGACGGGGCUGCAGACGAGCAGCCAGCGAAGAGAGGCAAAUGGGCAUGGGCGGACCGAAGGUGCGAACGUGCAGACAGUGGGAGCGGUGGUGGGAGUUUCUCACAUCAGCGUAGGUACGAAGGCCGCGAGGAGCAGCAUGCAGCAGAAGCCGGUGGAGCGUCAGCGGGUGAGCUCAGCGUUGGAACCCGGGAGCCUACCUGGAGCUGUUGAGAUAGGGAAGGGUGUGAGCGGAAAGGAAAACAAGUGGUGUGGGACAGGUGGAGUUUCAGGCAGUGCAGCGGGGCGUGGUGGGAUUUUUGGGAUGGUAUUAUCGGGGGCGACGGUGUCUUGUGGUUUGAGCUCCGCCGUGGCAGGUGCUGUAAAGAUCGGUCGGGAAAGAAGCUCGGUGAAGACGAUGGUUGACGCAGGAUUAGUAGUCGCUCGGUGCGGUCAGUACGAGCCGAACUGUUUUGGGGCAAAAGGGACCCGGAGUAUACAUCCUCCACUGGGUUUGGAGAAUUUUGCCAAAGAGGAGGGUGAUGCGCAGUGGACAGACAGAGAAAGAGAGCUGUUUACGGAGGGCGUUAGGCUAUUUGGGAAGGACUUCGAGAGGAUUGCUGUGCAUGUUGGAUCGACAAAGAGUGUGGGUCAGUGCAAGGCAUUUUUCUGCAAGACCCGUAAGCGUUUGGGGCUGGACAAGCUGGUGGAGAAGUAUGAGGAUUCAUUGAAGGUAAGGUAUGGAGGUGUUAUGGCAGAGAGUCUCGAAUGUGCAGAUGUAGGGCGUGGAGAAGCUGCGGGCAUGGUGGCGGAAGAUUUGCGGACGUCAAGCUUGUUUGAGUGUUCGUGUCCCGGUAUGGAAGUGGAAAGUCACGGAGACAAGGGAGAUGAGAAUGAGAAGUCAGUGGAAGCUGUGGUUCCUGUUGAUGUACAGGAGAUGGAAGCGGUGGAAGUUGAGGCAGUUGAGGGUGUGAGAGUAGAGGGGGUAGUAGUUGAGGUACAAUCGGUGGAGUCUGAAGUCGUGCAGGAUGUUGCAAUUGCUGAUGAUGCCUUGGUGAAUGGAGAUGUGGAGCCUAGAGGUAUUGAGGGUUUUGUAGCAGAGGACGAUGCUUCCCAAGAGUUGAUGUCUAAAGAUGAAGCAAUUGAAAAAUCAGUGGAAGAUACAGGAUUCGAAAUUGCCGUGGUGGUUGCAAGUGCGGCAGAUGCUGAUGUUGAUAAAGCAUCGUCGAAUGCGUCGGUUGAGGUUACAGCCUUUAACGAAGCAUUGAGGGAUGAAACAGUGGAGGAUGCUGCUGUUGAGCAAGUGGUGGUGAGUGAAUGCUUGGAUGCAGCAGCCGGGAUACUUGAGAACGAGAAUUUAGCAGUGGAGGGUUCGAUUGUUCUGGAACAAGUAGGGACAGAUGGUCAUCCUGACGAGGGUAGAGGCGUCGGAGGUGUAGCCGUUGAGACCUCAAACGGUGUUUGUGAAGAAGGCAAUGGUGAUGCUGUUGGGGCUACAUCUGUAGUGGUCAUUUCGAAGGAUGUGUUAUUAGGGUCGUUUGUUUGUUUGAAAGAAGACACAGCCAUUGUGGAUAGCGCCUGUCCGGCAGAUCGUGAACCAGUUGCAAGUACUCCUGCCGUGGAUGCUAGUGGCGCAGAAGAUCCUGUAUGUGUGAGGACGGAUGCAGUGAAUGUACCUAAUGAUGCUUCUGUGGAAGCUGUGAAAGUGGAUGCAGCUGAGGACGUUUUUACAGGCAAUAAAUCAACAGACUUGGCUGCAGGAUGUACUAUUCGGGAGGGGGACCCUGCUGAUGUGGUUAAGGUUGCUGAAAGUGGUUUGGAGUCUUCGAAGUGUGUGGCUGCCGUUGGUGUUGAUAAGGCUGUUUUUCCAGUAACCAAAAUGAGUACCCAAGUAGCAGAUGAGCCGGAAGCGAAGGCAAGUCCAAAGGUCGACGUUAAGUCUGAGCCUGGGUCACCUCAAGUGGCAACAUCUGUUAGCACAGAUUCGGCAUCUUUUACAUCUGCGGCAGCUGCUGUGAGCCAUUCUGGUGAGCCUGUGUUUUCAACAACUUCGUCGAUGCAAGGUCGGGAGAAGGUGGGAAGGGUUGGAGGCGGUGAAACCAAGUCGAGAAGGGAGCCGACUUCUUGGACUCAAGAGGAGAAAGAGAAGUUCGCGGACAUUAUACGGAACCAUGGGAAGGAUUGGACUAGGCUGCACGAAUGUUUGCCCUCGAAGUCUUUAACGCAGAUCAAAACAUACUUUCAGAACUCGAAGGCAAAACUGGGUCUUCUGAAUGCAGAGGGUGUGAAUGUUCCGGGAGGCAGGGUAGCCGGAAGUCGGAAGAGGAAAGUUGAUGAAGCAGAAAACGGCAGCAACAACGUGUCUUGUUUGAGCUCAGGGAAUGAGUUGAAGGGAGGCGGUGUUUCUGCUAGCGACAUGGAUGGCGUUUGUCAGAAUGUGAAAGCAGCGGUGGGCGGGGUUCCAAGCAUGAACCCAAGCAUGGGGAUGGGUAGUGGUCCAUCGGGGUUGGAGAGCAUGCUGUACCCGUUUCUCGGUCAGCGAGUGGAAGAUCAAAUAGCGUUGCAGAAUUUUGUGCGGAUGUAUAGUGCGAACGGGUUAGCACAGAAUAUUGCGGGUGGGGUAAACCCGUUUGUGCAGCAAUAUGGGUUUCCAAUGUUUCCGAACGCAGGGCAUCAAAGGGCAAGUCAGCUGAGUUUGCAGCAACAGCUUGCAGCAUCUCUGGCUCAGAAGUCGGGUCAAGCGAAGGGGCUGCAGCAGCAGGAGUUGCAAGGUUUUGGAAGCGUUCAACAAAGCGGUCAAGCAAGUGUUCAGCAGAAAGUUGCACAUCAAUUGCAGAGCGCACAGAUGGUGCGAAAUCAGCAGCUUCUGGCAAGUGUGAUGCAGCAUCAAGCGGCAGCACAUCAUCAGCAAAAUCAGACGAGCAAGAGCGUUCCUCACCCUCUUCAGCCGCAGGUUGUGGUACCUCAACCUGGGGUUGCUGGUCAGCGGCAACAGCACCCGCAAGCUCAACAAGGUGGGAGUCAGCAGGAGCAAGGUAGUCCUGGUCACCCGAUAGGUAAUCCAAGUUUGGGGGUGGGCAAUCCUACUCAAGCUUCGACCCAAACGAAGCAGUUGCAGCAGCCUCAAGUUUCAUUGCACCAACAGCAGCAGACUCUCCAACAAUUGCAACACCAACAGCAUCAAUUCCUGCUUCAGCAACAUGAUCAUGAUCAUGUCCGAGCUCAAUCACAUCCUCAAUCUCACUUUCACAUUCAGCAGCCUCAAAAUUCUCAUGCUUCCAUAGUUCAGCCGCUUAUUGUCCAAAAGCCUAAAGGAGUCGUGCCCCUUCAGCCACAGGUGACAAAACCUCCGUUGGGAACUGUUGCACAUCAGAGAUGUAUGCCUUAUCGACACGAUCAGCAGCAGCUUGGACCAGCUCUUUCAUUGCUAAGUGGGAAUGGAGAUAGUGGCCUCUCAAAUAUCCGGGGAGAAAUUUCGAACCAGCAUGGAGAAAUAGGAGAUCACCGGAGUUGUAUCAGCAAUGGAGGUGCAUCUAAAGGAUGUGAUUUUUCAAGAGCUGAUUUUCAUCAACUCAGUGCCUCCGUGCAGAGGGUGAAACCUUCACAUGCAGCAAUCCCUCACAGACCAAGUCCGACUCCAGCAGCAGUGUCCGCGCAAGGUCGACCUGGUGAUGUUAAAUUAUUUGGGCAGUCUCUUUUGUCUCAGCCGACUUCGUGUGCGGUAUCCCAGAGUGCUGCACGUGAGUUAGUUUCUGCCGCUGACAGAGGUUCAUUGCAGCAGUCUCCUGCUAGUACGGCGGCUUCAUCUUCCUUGACGAGCAUGCCUGUUUCAGCUGCAUCAGCAACGAAAUCGCAUGGGAAAGAGUCUGCUUUUAGGGGUGUUUCUUUUAUGCCUGAUGGACUGCAAGGUGGGCGGUCGUCACGGGGUAAUCAAGGAAGCUUGGAAUUAUGGAACAACAUGAGUGAUGUGCGUUCUCAGGCGGGUCCGGUGUCGAAGUCAAUUGAUGGAGACUCGGAUAUUCGUAGUAUGCAGGAAUGCCGCAUGUCUCGAGAAGCUCAAGAUGUAGAAUCAGAUCCGAGCACACUAAAAUUGACACACAAGCUGCAGCAUCUUGAUCAGGCUCGUGGUGUUCAGGAGCAUUCAGGAAGCGAGGGGUUUUCUCCAGUGGUUCAUGGUGUGGGGAAGGCCCGAGCCUGUGCGAAUGAGCAUGGUGUGGGUGUGGGGUUUGCUGUUUCGUGUGGAGAGGUAUCCAGGACCGACCCGGAGAGAAGAGGCGAGAGCAUUGGAAUCGAUUUAGGCUGUAGUGAGCGAAGCUCCAUUAUGGCUAGUAGAAGUAAUAGGGGUCAGGUGGAGUCGUUUGCAAUGCAGGCAGCCGGGUUAUUGGCCAAUGGGCCACAAGUGCAUCGGAACCUGAUCGAUUAUCUGAUGGCCAUUACGGAAUUGCACCAAACUCGCAGUUUAUCAUCUCACUCAAGCGUCGGUCAGCCACGGCUGGAGGACCAUCAAUGGGAAAGUCUAACACGGCAUCCUACUAAUGGUACGGCUGUCGAUGCUUUGAAAGUCAAUCCUACUUUGGGCCUAGGUAGCCCUAUUGCUGCUCCGCAAACCCACUUGAGUGGGAACGAUCUGUUCCAGCAGUGUGUGCGGGAUAGCAGCAUGUACUUUAGUCAACACUAUCCAAGCCUUGCUGGCCAUGGUGUUAGCUCCAGCGCAUGGAAUGGCGGAGCUGGGCUUGUUCAUCCAUCUGAAAUGCAGCGCGUGCUUGUAAAUCCUCCUCUUAGUUCCUUUCUUCCAGGUGUAUUUUCCAGGGCUCCAGUUACAGAGGAUCACUUGGGUUCCACCGAAACAAGGGAUCCUGAAAGAGGCGGAGGUGGGAUUUGUUAGUCGCCAACGUAGAGCUCUAGCACCCGAGAAAGUAGAGUUUAUACUUUUUACCCCUCCCCUUUUUAUUUGAACCUUGUUAAGCAGGACAGGGCACAUGCCCUUUGUAAUAUUAUCCGAUGAUUCCUUGAUCGCAUUAUGCCCUUUGUUGCAA